AUGUCUCUCUUUAUCGGCAGACUUGCCAUCGACACUGACCGACGCGAUCUCGAAGAUAUAUUUGACAGAUAUGGUCGCAUGACUCGGUUAGAGUUAAAGAGAGGCUACGCAUUUAUUCAUUAUCAGGACGAACGAGACGCAAAAGAUGCACUGAAAGAAGCUGAUGGCAUACGAAUACAUGGCCAUAGAAUUAUAGUCGAAUGGGCGAAAAAUGGAGGACGAAAACCAGGCGAGAAUGAAUGUUUCAAGUGUCGGAAAGAAGUCUUGGAUGCUUACAAGGACAUUGGGCUAAAGACUGUCACUUGGGUCGCGAUCAUAAACAUAGAAGUCGAAGUCCCAGAAGAAGCAGUACCAUCCGAGACUCGCAUGGUCUAUGCGGAUAACAUGACAAUGACAAUCCGACCAUCAAACUGGCAGGAAGGAAUUCAACGUAUGCCCGGUUUGAAUUUUAAUUCACGAAGAAUACUCUGCUCAAAAACUCCAGGUCGCGCUCGGCAUCACCAAGGGGACGUUCAUCAAGAUAUGACAGAAGGAACGAUCGUGGGCCGUAUCAUGGUCGUCAUUCACACGGUCAUUCGAGAAGGGCUGCGGAUGAAGAGAGAGAUGAGCAUAGAAAUGGAAGUAGACGUAGUGGGCGUUAUUGGACCAGAAUUGUUUUGA
Messenger RNA from Paraglomus brasilianum, 660 nucleotides. NCBI's taxonomy places the organism in Eukaryota, Fungi, Glomeromycota, Glomeromycetes, Paraglomerales, Paraglomeraceae. The record is from the annotation of a GenBank genome assembly.